Molecule: messenger RNA, 954 nt
Organism: Mesitornis unicolor (brown roatelo)
Lineage: Eukaryota; Metazoa; Chordata; Aves; Mesitornithiformes; Mesitornithidae
Gene: ARL6IP1
Product: ADP-ribosylation factor-like 6 interacting protein 1
Exons: 6
Coding region: 44-655 (203 amino acids)
Source: RefSeq, a predicted model, not a curated record
GGGGUGGGCGCGGUCGGAGGUGGCGGUGUGAGGGCGGCGCAAGAUGGCGGAGGGUGAUAACAACAGCGUAUACCAGCUGGCUGCUGAAACUGCUAGCUUGGAAGAGCAACUGCAAGGAUGGGGAGAAGUGAUUUUGAUGACUGAUAAAGUUCUUCGCUGGGAGAGAGCCUGGUUUCCUCUGGCACUGAUGAGUGUGGUUUCCUUUUCUUUUCUGAUGAUCUACUACUUGGACCCAUCAGUCCUUUCAGGUGUCUCCUGUUUCAUUAUGUUCCUCUGUUUGGCUGAUUAUCUUGUUCCUGCUCUCGCACCUAGAAUCUUUGGCUCUAAUAAAUGGACUACAGAACAGCAGCAAAGAUUUCAUGAGAUUUGCAGCAAUUUGGUAAAAUCUCGUCGCCGAAUUGUUGGCUGGUGGAAACGUCUCUUCACACUGAAGGAAGAGAAGCCUAAAAUGUACUUCAUGACCAUGCUUUUUUCUCUUGCUGUGGUUGCCUGGAUUGGACAGCAAGUUCACAAUCUCUUUCUGACCUAUCUUAUUGUAAGUUUCUUGUUGCUCUUUCCUGGACUAAACCAGCAUGGGAUCAUUACAAAAUAUGUUGGAAUGGCAAAAAGGGAGAUAAACAAGCUUCUCAAGCACAAGGAAAAGAAAAAUGAAUGAAGAUUUAACUGCUGUUCACUGUUGUAAAAGGUUUCCUUGGGAACAGUUUUGAAAAUUAAUGUAUAAUUAAGACAAUAGAGGUUGUAUUGCUCACUGGCUUUUUUUUUUUAUUGGCUCCCUGAUGAAGUGACAAUAUCACUCUAGCAACUGCUGUGGUUGUAUGUCUCCCUUUUUCUGCUGACCUAGAGGUCUGCAGCUGAUCUUGUACAUGUCAUACAUCCUGACCUUUGAUGUAUGGAGCUUAUUAAGUGUCUUCACUGAACUAAGAGGCCCUGUGAAUCAAUACCCCAACUCAAGAA